Messenger RNA from Laetiporus sulphureus 93-53, 337 nucleotides. RefSeq lists its product as uncharacterized. The transcript has a single exon. Bases 93 to 290 code for a protein of 65 amino acids. Lineage: Eukaryota; Fungi; Basidiomycota; Agaricomycetes; Polyporales; Laetiporaceae. The record is from RefSeq and is a predicted model, not a curated record.
GUCUACAAGACCCCGCAGGAGGAUGUCUGUCUCAUAGGCCAGAGAAACCUUGGAGUGAAUGUUGCCGCUAUAAAUCCCAGCGUUCAAAUCAUAUGAGCUCUGUCACUUUGAUGCGCAGCUCAUCAUGGAUCUGUAAAGUGAACAUUGACUUUCAAAUCAUCAGCACCGGUCAAUGCUCAUUGCUGACGUUCCGCAGUCUUGCGAGCUACGCUGUCAUACUUGCGGCAAUUCAUCUGAUCUCCCUGGUUCGUGUUCAGUCGGUCCAUGCAUGCUCACUUGCCGUUUAUUAGUAGUCGGUAUUGAGACGUUAUCCCAUGGACCAUCGUGUUUGAUACAA